CAAAACAACCAACUAAACAUAACAGAUUACAUCAGCUCAGGCUUUUCAAUUCCUGGAUGGCAGCAGAGUGCUAAUCCAACCUUCAUCCUGGAUUUCAUAAACUGAAACAAGGGAGGCUGGCAGGAGCAGCGCUGCCGGAUUGAGGAAGCUGACGACGGUGCAGCAUGUGGGCAACACACUGUAUAAAGCUCAUAAACUUGUAGGCUGAUGUGUGCAGCUACCACUUUGGAUUCUGUACUGCUGCUUCCCUCGGCACAAGGCACCAGCAGGCUGAGCAUUAAAGCCUGCUCUUCGGAACUGAGCAUUUACCCCUGCAAGACAUGAAGGGCUUCCUGUUUCUCACACUCCUCCUGAUGCCCGUGCACGCUGGAACUGCUUGGAGUGCGAAAUACGCAGUAGAUUGUCCUGAGCCCUGUGACAGUAACGCAUGCAAAAGUACCUUGCGCUGUAAGAGAACAGUGCUGGAUGACUGUGGCUGUUGCAGAGUGUGUGCAGCUGCUCUGGGGGAGACUUGCUAUCGUACGGUCUCGGGUAUGGAUGGUGUCAAGUGUGGUCCUGGGCUGAAGUGCCAGUUUUACACUGAGGAGGAUGACUUUGGUGAUGAAUUUGGUAUCUGCAAAGAGUGUCCCUACGGUACCUAUGGCAUGGAAUGCAGGAAAACCUGCAACUGUCCCUCUGGCAUCUGUGACAGAGUAACUGGGAAGUGUCUGAAGUUUCCGUUUUUUCAACUGUCUGCUUCCAAGCCUCCAAACCGACGAAAAAUCGUCUCACACACAGACAAUGACAUGGCAUCAGGGGAUGGCAAUUCUGUAAAAGAGGAAUUCGUUAAGGAGAAAACUAUUCGCUCUCCAGUAAUGAAAUGGCUAAAUCCUCGCUGAUAUUUACUCAUACUCAUAAGACUUUCAAGUGAAUGCAUUUCUCACAGAUUACUGAAUAUGCAACAACACACUUUAAGAACAAAGUAGAUGUAUAGCAUAUGAAAAUGUAACCUCUGAAGGCAAAUUGUUAUUCUGUUUCCAUGAGAAAAAUGUUUACUUAAAAAUAGACUGUACAGUGUAUAUGAUUUUUAAUAUUUGUUUUGAUAAGUAUUUGAACAGAAAUGUAUUGUGGAUUCCUGAAUGUACAGUAAUGUUAAAAAACCCAACACAAUUCAACCCUCCUCAUCUAAAUAAUGCCAGAGGCUGACUUUUGCAGCCUGAGGCAGGGAGAGCUCUCACUGAAUUCAGUGGACAGUUUGAGUGAGUAAAACUAUUGGUGUGGAGCCAAUGUGAAAGGAACUCACAUAAACAAAUCCCAGGAUAGCAAACAACACCCCUGAACCACAAGAAUAAUAAUAGCAUAGGAGCACAACAGUGUGAAUUAAAUAAACCAGUGUUAGUCAUUAGUCGUUUUCUGGUUUUUGGAAGUUUGGUGACAAUUCCUCAGAGAUAAACACAUCUUUCUUCAGUAAGAAAACACCCAGAAUUUAAGUUUGUACAUUGUGAAUAAUUUAAACAAGACACUGCAGCCAUAUAUUGUAUUUAGCUGGAUUUCUAAAGUUAAAUUCUGUACAGAGAAGCAGCAGCUUGGUAAAUUCUACAAUUUGUAGAUGGGGAUCUGAAAAGAAACAAGCUGUUUAGCAUUAUUUAAAUAUAUAUGUUUCUGUAAAGUAGCUACUAUGGUGUGUUAAGGUGAUGUCUGCAUUUCAUGGGGAACAAUGGGUCCAAUGCCAGAGCCUAGCAAAUGAACCUUUGUAAUUUCCAUCUUCAUUGCUGGCUGCAGCCCAUCUGCCACUCACAGGGAGUUCAUCUGGUUCAGUGCAGGGAAGGCUUGGACCUUCAUUAAGUGGUAGUAGUGCCACCACAGCCUAUAGUACAUAGUUUCUUACUUGCAUGAGCAAGCGGUCC
This is a messenger RNA of Neopsephotus bourkii (Bourke's parrot), 1886 nucleotides long. RefSeq names its product endothelial cell specific molecule 1 (gene ESM1). Bases 321 to 878 code for a protein of 185 amino acids. The transcript is spliced from 3 exons. Gene Ontology annotation, cellular component: extracellular region. NCBI's taxonomy places the organism in Eukaryota, Metazoa, Chordata, Aves, Psittaciformes, Psittacidae. The record is from RefSeq and is a predicted model, not a curated record.